AUGGCCGAUCUGGGCGCCAACGAGUCGGUCGAUCCGAACACCCUCUACACCAAGCAGGAAUGCAUAGGCGGCGGUAGCUUUGGCAAGGUCUACAAGGGCCUUGACCGGCGGACUGGUCACACGGUCGCUAUCAAGGUCAUCGACGUGGAGAAUGCCGAAGACGAGGUUGACGACAUUAUGGGUGAGAUCAUGAUCCUCUCCGGCAUGAGCUCGCCGUACGUCACAAAGUACUACGGCUCGUACCUUACCGGCUCAGACCUGUGGAUCGUCAUGGAGUUCUGCUCAGGCGGAAGUUGCGCAGACCUGAUGAAGCCUGGCCAGAUAGCAGAGGUGGAGAUUGCAGUCAUACUCAAGGAGCUGUUGAUGGGCCUGACCUAUCUACACGACGACCACAAGCUGCACCGAGACAUAAAGGCGGCGAAUAUACUAGUCAGCGCGAAUGGUCAGGUCAAGCUCGCCGACUUUGGCGUUUCGGGACAGCUAUCAGCGACCAUGACCAAGAAGAACACGUUUGUUGGAACGCCCUUCUGGAUGGCACCCGAGGUCAUUAAGCAGUCCGGUUACGACGGGAAAGCUGAUAUCUGGUCUCUGGGCAUUACCGCGCUCGAGCUGGCCAACGGCGAGCCUCCUUAUGCUGACAUCCACCCCAUGAAGGUUCUUUUCCUCAUCCCAAAGAACCCACCACCAACACUACAAGGUAACUUCUCGCCCGCGUUCAAGGAGUUUGUCGACCUUUGCCUGCGGAAGGACCCUAAGGAACGUCCGAGCGCAAAGCAACUCCUACAGACAAAUUUCAUUCGCAAGGCCGGUAAGCCCGCUCGUCUGCAAGAGCUCAUCUCACGAUAUCAGGACUGGAAAGUCCGAUAUCCAAAAGAGGCAGCCGAGUCAGAAGAUGAGGCUACUCCUGUGAAGAAGAGGGAGCCAGUCAACGAAGAUUUGUGGGAUUUUGGAACUGUGCGGCCGACAGGAGGUGCUAGAGGUCCAGCGCUUGCCCCAAUGAAUGACGCUGGAGCCAAUGCAAGGAACCACUCGCCACAACGCAAACCUGUCACGCAAAACAGGGGUGGCUAUGGUGACGAGAACGACGACACCAUUCGAGAACCCUCUUCGCCGACCAAGCGUUUAGCACCACUGCAGACCCCAGGCUCACCCGACCCUGUGAGGACCGCCGCACGAGUACCGCUGCCAGCAUCACCAGAGAAGAGAACAGCUCCUUCUUUUCCACAACCAGCCGCAGAGCUUCCACGAAAGUCUCCGGUACCUGGCCUCUUCCAGCCGCCACCCAACAGAGGACUAGUCACGCCAACUAAGCCGUCAAAUCCUCAACAGCCAAGACGACAAACACCAUUACAGCACACUUAUGAUGAUUUCGUACAGAGGGAGAUUGCUGCGGAGAUGAAUGCUGUAGAAACUACACCACAACAGCGAGUUCCAACUCCAAGUCGCGCUUCAGUUUUGCCGCAGAUGACCAUACCCGAAAUACCACCAUUCCGUGGACAGUCUGCCAGCCCUGGACAGAGCAGUUCGCAGAGCCAACCACCCAAGCCGUUACAAAGCCCUAUGCGAACACAGCAGCACGCGCCGACUUCAUCACAAGCUCAGAAACCUCUACCGUCGCUAGUCGGACAACAAGAACUGCCACUUUUGGCUGGACAGAAGCCACUUCCUCCAACACAACAAUCGUUCACAUCCUUCAGCCCAAGUUCUGCAUCGCGGCCUGAUUCAGGAUCGUCGAAUGACCCAUUUGGCGGCCCGACGGCCUCGAGUUGGCAGUUACCGCCAAAGCAGCAACAAGUCGCACAGUCGCCCCCUCCACCGCCACCACACAUUACCAAGCCCUCACCCAUGUCUCGUGGCUCCUUUGGUAGGCCCAAACCGACGCCUAACCACCCUAGCCUCGUUCAAACGCAAGGUUCUCCACAGGCGCCUGUCGAGAUAACAGCACUGAGCGGCGUGGUUAUACCAGCUCUUGAUGCUGCACUAUCUCGCCGUAGUUACCAUCUCAGUGUCAAGAACAAACAAGAAUCUGCUCGAUCACUGGAUGACGCGCAGGGCUUCAUCGAACGCAGACGACAAAGGCAAGAAUGCCAUGACAAGGUGGUUCGCCUGGUCAAUGAAAUCAAGGGGAAGUUUGAGGAGCUGGAUCGAUGGGACGAGAAGGGAGAGGUAGGUAUGGGUGGGGAGGUCGCGGGCUUCCUGGAAGGUUUCCUUGAGGAGGUGCUUGUACGGGUCGAGCCAGCAGACGACUAG
Alternaria burnsii is the source of this 2250-nucleotide messenger RNA. Its product is annotated as pkinase-domain-containing protein. Gene Ontology annotation, biological process: protein phosphorylation. The transcript is spliced from 2 exons. The record is from RefSeq and is a predicted model, not a curated record. Gene Ontology annotation, molecular function: ATP binding; protein kinase activity. NCBI's taxonomy places the organism in Eukaryota, Fungi, Ascomycota, Dothideomycetes, Pleosporales, Pleosporaceae. Bases 1 to 2250 code for a protein of 749 amino acids.